UAAGUAUUUAAUAAAAAAUAUUAAUAUUUAAUAAAGAAUUAUUUUACUUUUAAUUUAUUAUUCUUUAUGUUCUUUAAAUUUGUUUCUGUAUUUGAUUCAAAAUUUAGCGCUUCAAUAUGGUCGUCGCUUCAGGUAAUCGCUAUGAUUGGUCGGCUUUUUUAUGGUGCGCGAACCGAGUUAAAAUUGAGCCCGACUUUGGCGAGACCUUGUUACUUGGAUCAUGCUCCAACCUCUCGAUAAUUGAGUUGUAUAUGUAAAUAAGAUACCUUCUACUUUGUAAACAUUGUUUAAUUUAUAAUUACUUACUAUUAUAAUAGUUAAUUUUUUUACAAAAAAAAGUUGUGACACCGGUGAUGGAAAAGUUUUGAUCAUAUACAUUACAAAUUUAUUUUGUUCAACAAUGGAAAAUGAAAACAAUGAAAGUUUCACUACGGGGAAUGAGGAUAAUGAAGAGUGGAGAAAAUUUACUUUUUCUCCACCAAAUAUAGUACAUAAUUCUGAGAGAAUUAUUAAUUUUGGAAUUACAUCUGAUCAUGUAAUAUCACCGCGUACUCCCAUCGAUGACGAAUUUCAAUUUUCGCUUCCAACAAACUUGUUCAAAAAUACAAGUUCAUCUCCAACGAAAAAUGCUGAUUGUCAAAGUUCGACUAAACAAUACAAACCACGAAUUUCAAGGAAUACCUUUAAAGCUCCUGUCAACGUCUUUACACAGGCUCUCAAAGGAUCACAUACUUACGAACAAUUGAAAAAGAAUACAAAAUCUCAACAACAGAAGAACAACAUCGAAAAUUCAAUCACCUGUACAAUGGUUCCUAAAUCACUUCUCGAUAAAGUAGUUGCUAAAGAGCAUUUCUCAACAUUCGGAGACAUUUCAAAAAUUUUGAUUCGACCAAAGAAGCAAUCUAUUGUCGUAUUUUAUGUGACAAAAGGCGAGGCGAAUAUUGCAUAUUACAAAUGCGGUUUGUUCCUGAACGAGAAAUUUAACGUUCAGUGGACCAACGAAGUGGUUAAAUCUCCCGUCAAGAAAGCAGACACUUCGACUGUAUCUCGUAUUCUCAAGGCGAACGACGAUAGUUUUCAGGAUGAAAUAGAAGCACUUAAGCAUUUGGAAUACAAUCUUCAUGAAGAGACCCCGACCGAGAUGAAACAAUUGACGUGCAUCACAAAAUUAAGAGUAGCGAAACCGAAAGAACUGAAACACGAUAAAGUACCUUCGCGUCUGGACAAAGUGAAUACGGCGAAAGUGGAGAAAAUUGGGGCUUCCGUUCCUAAAGCGACGGUCGAGGAGCUGCAGUACGUCAUUCGCCAGGCGGCACUCACCAGCGAGGAUAAGUACAAAAUUCUAGAAGCCAGGGAUAAGUUGAUGAGGUUGAGAAACGCGAAGUCGAUUAGUCUAGCCACGGCGCAGAUUACAAGGGGUACUUGUCCGGACAUGUGUCCAGAGAAGGAGAGACUCAUGCGCGAGACCCAACGGCAAGUCUCCUUCUACGAGCAGUCGGACAACAAUGGCCAGAAGAUAAACCACAUGACGGCGGUGAAGCAGUACUCGAGAUCAUCCGCCGAUCAGGAGGAGCCUAUGCCUCACGAACUAAGACCCGUCAAGUCCCUAAAGAUGACCAUGAGUUACUUGCUCCACGAAAUCGUCGAUCUGUGCGAGAGAAAGGACACGAACCUAGCAGAGUGGUACCACUUCCUCUGGGACCGAACGCGAGGUAUCCGGAAGGACAUCACCCAACAGGAACUCUGCUGCCCCGACAGUGUCGAACUCGUCGAGCAGUGCGCCCGUUUCCACAUUCUCUCCUCCGAACGUCUCUGCACCGAAGAGUCCAACGUAUUCGACAAGAAAAUAAACACCGAAAACUUGACAAAGUGCUUGCAGACUCUCAAGUAUAUGUAUAACGAUCUGAUGUUGAAAGGAAUCAGCUGCAUCAACGAACCGGAAUUCAGGGCUUACAUCAUUUUGCUGAAUUUAAAUAACGGAAGUUUUAUGUGGGACCUCCAGAAACUUCCGUCGUCGAUACAAAAGUCGCCGGAGGUGAAAUUCGCGAUUGAGGUUUAUUCAUCUAUUGUGUCGAACAAUUACGUUAAGUUCUUUAAAUUGCUGCGGAGGACGACUUAUAUGAAUGCUAGUAUCUUGCUGAGGUACUUCAAUCAAGUGAGAAUUACCGCCCUGUCCGUGAUGGUGAAGGCCUACUGCAGAACGAUCACGAAACCGUAUCCUUACCCACUUUAUGAACUGAUUGACAUUCUAGCCUUCGAGGACGAGAGGGAGGCUGUUUACUUCUGCGAACAGGUCGGACUCAGUUUGUCUCAGGACGAACUGUACGUGAUGCUGAAUAGGGAGCACUUCGCCUCUUCGGAACACACUGUCGAGCAAGCACGAGCCUUCAAUGUAAUUGAGAGCAAACGACACGCGCGUUAUUCUUCGGUUGGUCAAUGCAUCGCGGGAGGAUCUCUUCCUGGACAGUCGUACAAAAACCAUCAACCUCAUGACAGUUUCGACUCGCAAGGUUAUCUUCUGGAGGAAUCGCUCAAGGCUGAAGAUCAAAAGGUUCCAGUAGUUGAUGAGAAGGACCCCUACGAAUUUACAGAGGAUGUUGACGAUUUUUCACCAGAAGUUUCUGAGAGUCCGGAAGUUCUGGUGAAAAAUCCUUUUAAAGAAACAUAUAGUGCCAACAAGCGUAAACUAGACUUUAAUCCUUUUUGCGACAAAGUCAACGAUUCGACGAAAACUGCCGCACAGACAACCUUUUCCUUUACCAAUUCGGUCAAAAAACCCUUCACUUCGGUCGAUUUUUCGAAGUCGUCUUUCCAAACCUUUGCUACCGAGAAUAAAACUUUCGCCUUCAGUAACGUUGUAAAUAAGGACAUAUUUUCCGGAUCGACGAAAACUUCCCCCUUUAAAUCUGUACAACCGGUGAAACCCUUCUUUUUCCAUGCUGCAAGUGCUGAAACUCCGAAGGAAGACGAACAGGAAGAGGAAGACAAGGAGACAGAAUCGAAGGAGAAGAUUCUACAACAAGAGGAAGAGGCGAAACAGAAGAGAAAGGAACAAGAAGAGGCGAAAUUGAGACAAAUCGAAGCAGAGGCGGAGAAUUUGUACCUUUCUCAUCUAUUUGAAGUGGUUGACGAAAUCUGCGGUAGGAUCAUUAAGGCCGAAUUACAAAUUCUUUACCAAGCGUGGACGGAAGAUAUUUUUGAAAAUAUCCUCCAAGAUAUUGUUCAAGAAACUUGUGAAGAAACAUGCAGAGAGGAAAAAUUCAUUCAAGAAGCGGUGAGCGAAAUAAGAAGGAAGCAAAAGCGGAGAAUUUCCGACAAGUACUACAAACUUUGGAGAAGGUACGUCAACAAGAAGAGAUCUAGACGAAAGGCUCUGGACAACACUCCCAUCUGGCUACCCAAGCAGAGUCUAGAAGCAUGCGCCAAGUCCCUCUACUGCAAGCAACAGGACGCAGUCAUAGAGAACAUGUGCCGAAAACGUUUGAAAUUAUCCCCGAGUAAUCAUCAACCGCACAACCAAGUUCCGAUCGAAGUCGUCAUCUACGCCGGCAUCAAGGAGAACAUAAAAUCAUUCAACAGUGAACCCCGAAUAUGUUGUCCGAAUAUGUUUUGGAAACUGGCAAUUUCGUGGCCGAAACUGGAGAACCGAGUGGUUUUGUAUCAACGCAAAAAAGUGAUAAGUGGUUAUUUCAGUGAUGAAGCUGGCGAUCCGAUUAUGAAAAACUUUCAACCGAACGCUUACGAAACGUUACAUGUCUGCAUUAGGAAUUUCGAAGGAGUGAUUAGUGAGGAGAAUUUAACGGGAAUGGACGCAUUGAUGUUUAUUGCCUCUACGUCGGAAGAAUCGAGAUCAAUUGUGAGAAGACUGACGAAAACUGUUUUGUCAAAGAAUAAAUUAAUGCCGAUACCUUUGGUAGUUAUAUUGUUCCACGACGGUAAUAUCAAACCGGAAGCUAUUGAUAUUACGCCAGACUUGGAAAAUUUAAUGGAUACGGGUUUUGUUUCUGAAUAUACAAUUAUUUUGGAGAAUACAAUCGAUGAGAAUGCGAUUGUUAAACUGACGCAAAGUGCUGUUUUAUGGCUUGCAGUAAAUAAAUCUCCACAAGUGCCUUUGGAAAUGGAUUAUCUGAAGAGGGUUCUCAAAGAUUGUUUAAUGGAAGAAUUAUGGUUCAGACUUGAAGGCCAUUCUGUAUAUAAUAGUCAAUUGAAAAAUGCCCUCGAAGAUCCGCAAUUUGUGAUAAAUUUGCAUACAGAAGCAAUUACACAUGUGAUGGAAAUAAUACUCGAUCAAGAAUCACUUUUGUACACUGAUUUCUCCCCAGAAAUAAAAGGAACGCUAAAGGAGAAUUUCAAUUUACCAUGUAGUUACGAAUACUUUGAUGAUGUUUGGAAAAAUGUUGAAUACAGAGAAACAGUGGAGAGAUUUGUGAAACAAUUAAUUAUACCACAAUGGAGGGAGUCAUGGCCGAUUUAUGACAAAACGCAUCUUCAAAAAGCCAUCAGGAAUUUCUGCAUUGAGGCAAUGGCGGAUUGCAGUCACGAUGUGUCGAUCAGCGACAUUCUAAACAACUUAUUUGUACUGAUUGAUUCUAGUCCACGUGUAUACUUUCCCGACAUUUUGCUGCUGAUAAUUAAUAAGAAAAUUGACUUGAUGAAGGAAGAGUUGAAAGUUGUUUACAAUCGCAAUCACAUUAAACACUUUCGAACUUUGCCUUGGUGGUUUAAAUCGACUGUGUUUUUAAAUUAUAGUUUUCAACCCUUAAUUGACUGGGAAAUGGGAAAUGAUGAAGUGGCAAACGACUCGAGAAAUAUUUCUGCAUCUUUAGUCGACGAGUCAGAUAUGGACGAUUACAUGGAUCAGUCGCUGACAAUGAAUCAUAUUCAUCCAGUGAAAGAAAUUUCUAAAAGCUCACAGAGUCAAAUGACAGCCGUAUUCGACAAACUAGAAACAUUUGGGGUUCAAUUACAAGAUCAAAAAUUAAAGAACCAACAAUUAGAGGACGAAAUCAAAAAGGCGUUAUUUCCAGACGAAUCUUAAUAAUUGACACAUAAAUCGCAGUUGAAUGUGAUGUUAUUUAUAGUCUACGAAUAUCUUACCGAAAUUUGUAAAAAAAUUUGUAUUUAUAUUAUUAUACUUGCGCACGUGAUCGCUCCUAGAGCGCUAGGUCUGUUAUAUGAACUUCAUUUCAUUGUAAAGUUAAGUACAAUAAAAAAUGUUGUUAUCAAAUUA
This is a messenger RNA of Leptopilina heterotoma, 5230 nucleotides long. RefSeq names its product protein xmas-2 (gene xmas). The record is from RefSeq and is a predicted model, not a curated record. Gene Ontology annotation, biological process: mRNA export from nucleus. Bases 401 to 5038 code for a protein of 1545 amino acids. Gene Ontology annotation, cellular component: transcription export complex 2; cytoplasm; nucleus. NCBI's taxonomy places the organism in Eukaryota, Metazoa, Arthropoda, Insecta, Hymenoptera, Figitidae. The transcript has 4 exons.